Molecule: messenger RNA, 1449 nt
Organism: Periconia digitata
Lineage: Eukaryota; Fungi; Ascomycota; Dothideomycetes; Pleosporales; Periconiaceae
Source: the annotation of a GenBank genome assembly
GGACUUCCCAGUCAGAAUAUCCGCCACUUCAUCAAUCCACUAAUUCAUCAACCUACCGAUCCAUUGAUUCUGCGGUCCAGGACCAACCACGCCAUGGCCGUCGACACUGAUCCCGGAACGGCCUACCACAGCGGCAAGCUGAUUCCACUCAAGACCAAGGAUGAAGUGCGUGCCAGCACCGAAACCCAACAAGUCUACGUCAUCGAGACUCCUUCUCGCAAUGCCAAUGAGGUCAAGGAUAUGAUUCACGAGGCCCUCCCGGAUUUCAAGACCGCAGAAGUGUCCCAUCUACGCCGUGUUGUCCAGUUCAAGUACCUGCCGGGCCAUCUCCAGAGACAGUUCGGCCCGCCUCCAAGGCUUCCAAGAGGUGACGACCACGAUACCCCUAUAGACUUAUCUCCAUCUUCCACACCACUUCCUCAAUCCCCCUUAGGCUCCGAUCCCGAAGACGAUGGCCUCCUAACAUCUUUAUCUCCGCCCUCUUCCCCCCUUCCUCCUUUUCCCCCAGACCCUGAAACCCUUGAGAGUUCAGUUACUAAAGACGAGGAUUUAGUUCGUUACUUCAUCUUGUGCCCAACCCGCUACAUGCAGCAUGCCGAUCUUUUUGCCUUGCUCCGGAAACAAGAGCCGUUCUCCUCUUUCCCGGUCGGACCUAGGCUCUUAUACGUGACCGUUCCCACCCUGGCACCCACCUCAUCGGAGCAGGCCGCCGAAUGGAGCGCAGCCUAUUGGCCCAUUGCUUACAAAAACACUAAUCCCUAUGGCCCGCACCCCAGUCUCGUUGCUAGGAACGCCGCCGAAAUGGAGAACAAAGCUGGUGACUUUCUCGCUCUUGCCAAAAAGGCAGGCAUUGAGAUAUCUAAUACUGGCAUCGGUGAAAAUAUCGGCUGCGUUGUGGUGGAUCACAGCCGGGAAGUGCCCGAAGUUGUCGCCGUGGCAGGCGAUUGCCGCUGGCGCUCCCCUACAGGCAAUGCCGAGUGCCACGAUGGACACGGCAACGUCAUGGCACACUCCGUGCAGCGCGCGAUUGCCAUGGUCGCAAAGAAGAGGCUUCGCCGCACAGGCGCAAAUCCAACGCUGCUCGAUCGUUCACUGUUCGGCGACAUCCCUUUGACCGAAGUAGAGACACCCUAUUACGAGAAAGACAACGUCAAUGCCAACGGCUAUCUCUGCGUGGACCUGGACAUCUAUCUCACCCACGAACCUUGUGUUAUGUGUUCCAUGGCCAUCGUGCAUUCACGAUUCAGGCGCUGCGUCUUCGCCAACCGGAUGCCCUUGACGGGCGGCAUGACAGCAGACUCAAUUGGUGAUGCUAAUCAUCCUGGCAAGGGAUUGCGACACGGCAUGUUCUGGAGGCCAAGCGAGCUGAACUGGAAGUUCCUGACUUGGGAAUGGCAGAGCGAUGACGAGGAGGCGCAAUCGAGCAUCGAUGAUACCCUGCACGUUUAG